CAGUCUUGGUCUAAAAGUUGCUUUGAACGCCGAUCUUUGGCCCACCGUCUCCAUCACAUCCCGGAACUACACAGGACGUUUGCAUACUAGCGCACCUCCGACCAUGGCCAUCAACGCCAACGAAGACACCGAGUUCAACGACGCCCUCCGCAAGCACGGCAUCCUGCCCCCGCUCGAGCCGACCCCGCCCUCGCCCUCCCCGCCACCUUCGCCGACACUCUCCGACGCGCUCGACGACUUCACGCCCGCGGAGCUGCAGGAGCUCGCGGACGACGCGGCGGACGAGGAGACGGAGCGGAUGAUCGCCGCGUACCGCCGGCAGCGGCUGGACGAGAUGAAAAGGGAGGAGCGCCGGGGCCGCUUUGGGCGCGUGUAUCCCAUCGGCAGGGAGGACUAUACGCGGGAGGUGACGGAGGCGAGUAAGGUGGACGAAGGUGAAGGGGACGGGGAGGAGAAGGGGACGGGAGUGGUGUGUCUGCUAUACAAGGACGGGCAGCCGAGGAGCAUGCGGACGAUGGACCACGUCAGGACGCUGGCCGAGCGCCAUCCGCGCACAAAAUUCGUCUCUAUCGUCGGCGACAAGUGCAUACCAGACUUGCCCGAGUCGCGGCAGCCGAUGCUCAUCGUAUACCGGAGAGGGGACAUCAUCCAGCAGGUCGUUGCGUGGGGUGCGGACAAAGACCGAAGGAUAGAAGAACUCGAGGCGUUGCUCAUUCUCUGCGGUGCGAUCGUCCCUCCGGCUAAGAAACCUCCGCGCAGCUCGCGAGCGGACGACAGCGAGGACGAGGACGAUCUUUCCGACGAUCCUGCGACCCGGCGGCCCUCUGGCGUGGCGUUCGCGAACGGUCGGACACCUAAGAACGUUCGCGGCCCAGCAAAGAAGUCAGGGGACGAUUCCGACUCGGAUUUCGACCUGUGAAUGCGGUAUCGAUCCGCGGGCUUGCACGUAGGGAUGGUUACCGCCACGAUUCUUCCAAUGUAUCCAUAGUCCUGGGUUCGUGACCAAGUAAUGUACGGAACGAACACUCCUGUCUUGCAGGGCAGCAGCAUACGCCCUCCGACGAUGACCACAAAAACCACUCUGCGCGUGUGCACAGUGAAUAUGAAUGCAUC
Messenger RNA from Punctularia strigosozonata HHB-11173 SS5, 1113 nucleotides. RefSeq names its product thioredoxin-like protein. The transcript is spliced from 4 exons. Gene Ontology annotation, cellular component: cytoplasm. The record is from RefSeq and is a predicted model, not a curated record. Gene Ontology annotation, biological process: protein folding. The coding region runs from base 104 to 919 and encodes 271 amino acids. NCBI's taxonomy places the organism in Eukaryota, Fungi, Basidiomycota, Agaricomycetes, Corticiales, Punctulariaceae.